Messenger RNA from Humulus lupulus (European hop), 1643 nucleotides. RefSeq names its product disease resistance protein RLM3-like. Gene Ontology annotation, biological process: signal transduction. Bases 74 to 862 code for a protein of 262 amino acids. The transcript is spliced from 2 exons. The record is from RefSeq and is a predicted model, not a curated record. NCBI's taxonomy places the organism in Eukaryota, Viridiplantae, Streptophyta, Magnoliopsida, Rosales, Cannabaceae.
UAUAUAAAAGAUGAUUAUAAGAAAGAAAAACUAUUGAUUUCAUCAACAAAAAGAAAAUAUUAAUUAGAAAGAAAUGGGGUCGGGGUCGGAGUCGGAGUUGGAGUUGGAGUCGCAGUCGCAGUCGCAGUCGCAGUCGGAGUUGGAGCCGAUUUCGGUUUCGGCUUCACCAAAGUAUGAUGUGUUCUUGAGUUUUAGAGGUGAGGACACUCGAAAAACCUUCAUGGGUCACUUGAAAGUUUCUUUGUCGGCCAAAGGAAUAAAAAGCUUCAUAGACGAUGAUCAAAUUGAAAGAGGUCGAUACAUAUCUACACAACUAAUCCAAGCCAUAGAAGAUUCAAGGUGUUCGAUCGUGAUUUUCUCGCCAAACUAUGCUUCGUCCACAUGGUGUUUGGACGAACUCGUCAAAAUCAUUGACUGUAUGAAAACAAGAGGUCAAAUCGUGAUACCCAUAUUCUACAACGUCGAUCCAUCGGAAAUACGCAAACAGACGGGACGUUUCGGCGAGUCAUUUUGUGUACACGAACAGAAUCUUAAGGAUGAGGAGAUGGAAAGGAUUGAUGGGUGGAGGACUGCCUUGAAGGAAGUUACUGCUCUUGCUGGUCUGGAUAUACAAAACUACAGGGAUGAAGCAAGUUUUAUAAAUGAAAUAGUCGAAGAUAUAUCAUCUCAACUAUGUAAAUUGGUGGAGCUUAAUAAAGAUAAAGAUGUAGAGACUUUUCAACUUCCAUCGAAAUGGGUUGUACUGUGGGUUGUUCGCCCCAUUGCUUUCGUGCUUUUCUUCUACCUUGUUGUAGGUCCUCUUUUUGCUUACUUUGCAUUCAAAGUUGUAUUUCCUUUAAUUGAACAUAUAUUGGGUAUGUGAGGGACCCAAUCAAAUCACUACUGUGUUAUCACGAUAGGUGGUAAAACGACGAGAAAAUAUGGAAGUAGUUGCUUAAACUGAAGGUCCUACCGGUAGGACUUAAACUGAAGCUUAAUAUAUAUAUAAAAUUUAUAGAAAUAUGAGGUUUCAGUUUAAGUCCUACUGGUGAGACCCUCAGUAUUCUCGACCUUUGAACAGUUUUUUGUGCGAUUUUUUUAUGACCGUGUUAUUAUAGCUAUUUAGAGCAUUCUGCAAAUUUUCAAAAAAUUACGAAUAGUUUACAGUACCGAAAACUAGGUUCAAACAUGUUGUUGUAUGCAUGACUAAUUUUUUUUAUACGCGUGGAAAACAACAUAUUUUUAACUUAGUUUUCGAUACUGUAAAUCAUUCGGAAUUUUUUGAAAAUUUACUGGAUGUUAUAAAUAGCUACAAUAUACAUAGUCAUAAAAAAAUCACGCCAAAAACUAUUUACGGAUAAGAAAUACUAAAUACUAAAAAGUGAAACCCCAAUACCAAAAUUGUCCUUUUUUAUAUCACGAGGAUUCUAAAUUAUAUGUUUAAUUUAACUUGGAUGGAGACUGCUGUCCCUGGAGACAAAGUUGUAGUGCUUUUGCUAAUGAUCUUAUUGUUGUAAUUUUGUUUCUGAUGAAAUAUCAAGUCUCGACUUUCGUGGCAUUAACUACUUCUUUUUUGGAUGACAUGGAUUAGACUCCUCUUAUUCUUGGAGAAUAAAAGUCAUAUGUCGCUUCAAUAAACAAUUAACAUCUGUCCAUUUUAUUUA